AUGAACAGACGUCUGUGGCUGCUUCACCGUGCCCCUCUCUUCCUCCACCUCUCCUGUAGGUUGCAGAACUACGACGCCACUUGCCGCCUGGCUCAGGAGAUAGCAGAGAACAUCCAUGAGAGGAACCGGCAGCAAAGAACGGGGGGAAACCCUGCAAAGGUUAACAUGACGUUGCGAGCGUCCCUUCAGAAACUCAAACAGAACAUUGCUCAGCUCAAAGAGGGCCUGUUGAGGAGCUCCUCAUCUCGGCGCAUAAUGCAGUCUGAAGCCGACAGGAGGCAGAACCUGAUCGACGAGCUGCUGACCAGAGAGAAGCGGCUCAACGCCUCCUUCAAACGAGACGCCGCAGAGCCUGAACCAUCCAGACUCCCAGUCUCUCAGGACCAAGGCCUGGAUGCUCUAGCAGCCGUCAUCAGCCGGCAGAAGAUAAUGGGCCAAGAGAUCGGCAAUGAGCUGGAGGAACAAAACG
Cyprinodon variegatus (sheepshead minnow) is the source of this 469-nucleotide messenger RNA. RefSeq names its product syntaxin 8 (gene stx8). The record is from RefSeq and is a predicted model, not a curated record. The annotation marks the transcript as partial. The transcript is spliced from 6 exons. Lineage: Eukaryota; Metazoa; Chordata; Actinopteri; Cyprinodontiformes; Cyprinodontidae.